AUGAGAAUUCCACUCUUUAAGCGUCUGGUCAUCACGACCUUGAACAUCCUCUUCCCGCCGCUCGCGGUCAUGCUGAUCACGGGGCCGAAUGAAGACUUCAUCUUCAACUGCGUCAUGUUCAUCCUGGCCAUCAUCCCCUCGCACAUCCACGGCUUCUACAUCUCCCUCACCUACUUCAACCGCAAGAGAAAAGUGCGCAAGGGCGUGUACCCGGGGAAGCCCAAGCAUUUGAUCUGGAGCGAUCGAGUCAACAACGGGGGCGCAACCCGCCGGGAAAUGGAGAGACUGAGGUACGAGAAGGAGCAGGGACAGGGACGGUCUAGCCGACGAGCCAGUCGCAGAGGGAGAAGUUCAUCGGGACGUGAUGGUUCCCGCAGGCGAGUCGAGAACUGGGACGACGGGUACAAGGAAUAUGCAGGGAGUCCGCAACAUAGCCGGCUCGGGAGACACAGGAGCUACAGAGACUACGACCAUGACUCGGACCGGUGA
Molecule: messenger RNA, 489 nt
Organism: Fonsecaea erecta
Lineage: Eukaryota; Fungi; Ascomycota; Eurotiomycetes; Chaetothyriales; Herpotrichiellaceae
Exons: 1
Coding region: 1-489 (162 amino acids)
Cellular component (GO): membrane
Source: RefSeq, a predicted model, not a curated record